ACGCGCAGUGCAACGUCGUGUUGUCACGUGCAUUUUUUGGCCAAUCAGCAGCACGGAAGAUUCGGUUUCAUAACAAACACUUCUACCUUCUAACUUGUACACUUUAGACUCACUUACAAGAACAUUACUUAACAAGAUGGCCCUUGCCCUUACUGACAGGGCUAUUGGGGCAAUCAUUGGUGCGGCUGUUGCCGAUGCGGCAGCACAACCACUUCACUGGGUCUAUGACUUGCAGAAACUCAGUGUGAUAUUGUCUGAAAUGUCUCAGCCUGAAUUUCGGUCAGAGUCUGCCAAUCCAUUCUAUAGAAGAAACACAGGACAGCAGAGCUGCUAUGGAGAUCAAGCUUUUGUGCUUCUGGAGUCCCUGUCUGAGUGUGGAGGUCUGGAUGUGGAAGACUUGAAGCAUCGCACCUACAAGUUUUUUGGUCCUGGAUCUGAAUAUGACACGCCACUCAAUGAUCCAUACAGAGACAAAGGAGCUCACAGGCCUCAGCUACCUAUUGAGGGACCCUGGAGACAGUCAAGCCUUAAGAGCUUUAUUAAAAACGUGGAUGCAGGCAAGGCAGAGACAGGUUGUGAAACUGAUAACCAAAUGGAUGGAGUGGCAAAGCUGGGUCCCAUUGUAGCCUGCUAUGCUGGAAAGCCAGAGAUGUUGGAGAGGGUUGAGGACGCCAUCCGUGUCACUCAAAACAAUGACACGUGUGUGGCCGUAACUCUUGCUGCUGCACGGUUUCUGGAGCAUUUCAUCCUGAAUGGUCCUGAUCCGAAGGCACUGGAUGCAGUACUGGAACAGCUCAAUGACACAAACAGAAAAAACCCUCAGGAGUUGGACAAAGCUAUAGCCGGGCAAAUUCAUCAAGUAAAGGAGAAUCUGAGCAAGAAACCCAAAGAGCUUAUUCCAGCUGUGUUUUCAAACACCUGAGGUUUGCCUGGUGCAUUUCAGGCAGCAUUGCAUGGAGUUCUGACAGCCAGUGGCUAUGAGCAGGCUAUCCGGGACACCAUGAGCUGUGGGGGAUGCACCUCUAGCAGGAGCUCAUUCAUUGGAGCAUGCAUUGGGGCUCAGAUUGGGCUUGAAGGAAUCCCAUCUUCAUGGAAGAGCAAGACUUUGCGAUACAACACUUUGCUCAGUCUAUCAAAGAAAUUGUUAAUCUAAAUGUUUUUUGUUGCCAAGCAAGUGGAUAAAUAGUUAUUUUCUUAUUUAUGCAACACUUCAUCUUCCAUGGCAGUUGUGCUUUGAUAUGACAAUUAAUGAAAGUUUUAGCUUUAAACAAUAUAAGGCUGUAACAUGAUACCUUUUGUUUUAUCAAAGCACAGCAUGACCAUGCUGAAAAUGACAUGCAUUGUGGCAUUAAGCAGAAAGGAAAGUUAAGGCGCUUUUAGGCUAAUGAUGCCAUCUAGGGGACAUAAAGAACAAUGACGUUAAGAGUGCAAUCACAAAACAUUUUAUGCCAAAUUAAAAACAGCAUUGCAUUAAAAUACAGAUAGAUAAAAAUCAAUAGUAGUAAUAUUAAAUACAAACAGAAACCUUGAUUAGUAAGAAAAAUAGAAUAGUGCAUUUGAUUUUCUCAUUGUGUGGGUAGUUUCGGCAAGAAAUACUUAAAAUGUAUGUUUUUGUGAAUAAAAUAUUUUCAAUGCAAUACAAAGAUGUUAAGAAUAAGUUCAACAGUAUGGAUACCAGUGGAAUAAAACAUGCGCCUGUUGGCAGGUAUAUUGGGGAAUGCAUAGCUUAUUAUAGAUUGGACUGUUUUGUAGGAGAGUAAAUACACAAGACUAGACGACCUUUAAUUUCUUUGUAUAUUCUAUAUAAUGGUGUACUGCUGGGGUUAUUUCAUUAUUAAUAAAAAUAUUAAAUUAAUUAAAUGAUGUAUUUAUUUAUUUAUAAUAAAUAAAUAUUUAUAAUGUUGUUUAUUUUAUUAUUAAAAAUAAACAAUAUAUUUUAAUUCUUAAACAUUUA
Molecule: messenger RNA, 1954 nt
Organism: Misgurnus anguillicaudatus (oriental weatherfish)
Lineage: Eukaryota; Metazoa; Chordata; Actinopteri; Cypriniformes; Cobitidae
Source: RefSeq, a predicted model, not a curated record